Molecule: messenger RNA, 714 nt
Organism: Dichotomopilus funicola
Lineage: Eukaryota; Fungi; Ascomycota; Sordariomycetes; Sordariales; Chaetomiaceae
Exons: 2
Coding region: 1-714 (237 amino acids)
Biological process (GO): peptidyl-L-cysteine S-palmitoylation; protein targeting to membrane
Cellular component (GO): Golgi apparatus; endoplasmic reticulum
Molecular function (GO): protein-cysteine S-palmitoyltransferase activity
Source: RefSeq, a predicted model, not a curated record
AUGGAUCACUACUGUCCCUGGGUUGGCGGUAUCGUUGCCGAAACCUCUUUCAAGUUUUUUGUCCAGUUCACGUUCUACACUUCAAUAUACUGCGCCAUUGUUCUUGCCGCAACUAUAAUAUGUUUCCAGUGGAAGGUUACCCACGGUGUUGGUGUCGACGGCGUGGCUAUCGGUGCCUUGGUGCUCUCCGCCUUCUUCGGUCUGUUCACGUUCACAAUGACGGCGACAUCGAUCCGUUAUAUCGCCAUAAACCUCACCAACAUCGACCAUCUCAAGGCUAAAAAUGUGGUACAUCAACUUGCGAUACGGGUUCCCAGGGGAACGCCCCGGGGGACCAACUACAACGUCAUCACGUUUCCCUUGCCUAAACCCACGAAUGGAACCGCCCCUGCGCGCCAGGAAACCACAACUGAAUCCACUUCGCCGCGAGAUCAGCUUGCCACAAGGACAUUUGCCAUCGUCAAAACCGAGAUGGGUGAGAACCCUUGGGAUCUUGGUUAUUAUGGAAAUUGGAAAUCUGUCAUGGGCGACAACGUGGUCGACUGGCUACUUCCUAUCAAGCAAUCCCCUUGCACGUCAUACGAGAAUAAUGAGAGUUUUUACGAAAUGGGGCCUUUGUACCAGAAAUUGCGGGUUAGGUUUGGACUUCCCGAUCUGCCAACAGGGCAGGUGAAGGCUGAGAUGAGCGAGUGGAAGAGGACGACCAUGGGAUGA